AUGCACUGUAGGCAUCACAAGGUGCCAUGGAGGUUGUUGAAAAGGGAUUCACCGGAGGUGAAGAAAAGGGUUUCCGUGUGCCCUGAACCUACUUGUUUACACCAUGACCCUUUCCACGCGCUUGGAGAUCUCGUCGGGAUGAAAAAUCACUUUCGGAGGAAACAAAACAACAAUAAGCAGUGGGUUUGUGAGAAAUUCUCAAAGGGUUACGCUGUACAACCUGAUUACAAACUUUUGGAGAAAAUGCACAUGAAUCGAACUGAAAAUUAA
Lactuca virosa is the source of this 270-nucleotide messenger RNA. NCBI's taxonomy places the organism in Eukaryota, Viridiplantae, Streptophyta, Magnoliopsida, Asterales, Asteraceae. The record is from the annotation of a GenBank genome assembly.